CGGUUCCUUGACCUCUCUCCUUAUCCCACUCUGGCGCGGGUGUCCGCGCACCACCAGAGGCGUCGCCGCUCCAGCUCCUCCUCCCCUCCUGCACCUAUGCUAAAUAGCACGGUAAAAUCGCAAGCUCUGGGUCACUUGGUUGGUAAUGCGGCCAAUGCGGUGAGCUUCUGUCGAUAGAAGUUGGAAAGAAGAAAGAGUUUAAAUGGGGGCGUUCUUGAGCUCCCCCAACAGCAAGAACCAGCCAUGGGAGCACGGGGAAGCUCUGAGACCAGAUUCCUCCAAGAAGCAGCGGCUGUCGUCGAUUGCUCCAUGUGGCUUCGACCACCCGAGGCUGAUCCCCGGGCUGCCGGACGAGAUCUCGCUGCAGAUCCUCGCGAGGAUGCCGAGGAUGGGGUACUUGAAGGCCAAGAUGGUCUCCCUGAGCUGGAAGGUGGCGAUAACCGGCGCGGAGCUGUACCGGCUGAGGAAGGAUCUCGGCGUGGACGAAGAAUGGCUGUACAUACUGAUGAAAAAGGAAGAUGAUCAGAAGCUGGUUUGGCACGCUUUCGAUCCAGUUAGCAGCCAAUGGCAGAGGCUGCCACUCAUGCCUGGGAUCAGUCAUGGAGGAGAGUGCAAGAGAGGUGUCCCCGGGUUGCUGUUAGGCGAUUUGGUGAGUGCCGGAACCAGGAUCUCUAAUGUUAUCAGAGGCUGGCUUGGUCAGAAGGAUCUGAUAGACAGGAUCCCGUUCUGCGGUUGCGCCAUUGGCAUGGCAGAUGGCUGCCUCUAUGUCCUGGGUGGACUCUCUAGAGCAUCUGCGAUGAAAUGUGUGUGGAGGUAUGACCCCUUUGUUAAUUCAUGGCUGGAGGUGAGCUCGAUGAGCACUGGGCGUGCCUUCUGCAAGACCAGCCUGCUGAACAACAAGUUGUAUGUUGUUGGUGGUGUCAGCAAGGGCAAGAACGGCUUAACCCCGCUACAAUCUGCAGAAGUAUUUGACCCAGCAACAGGGGUUUGGGCAGAUGUGCCAAACAUGACAUUCUCCAAAGUGCAAGCUCUACCGACCGCUUUCUUGGCUGAGCUGCUGAAGCCAAUUGCUAUAGGAAUGACCUCAUACAAAGGGAAGUUGUAUGUUCCUCAGAGCCUUUAUUCUUGGCCAUUCUUUGUUGAUGUUGGUGGGGAGAUCUUUGAUCCCGAGACGAAUUCAUGGGUAGAGAUGCCUGCGGGAAUGGGCGAGGGUUGGCCUUCAAGGCAGGCUGGGACAAAAUUAAGUGCUGUUGUAGAUGGGGACUUGUUUGCUUUGGAGCCAUCAACUUCUUCUGAUAGAGGUAAGAUAAAGAUUUAUGAUCCUGAAGAGGAUACUUGGAAGGUUGCCAUAAGCCAGGUACCUGUUGGGGACUUUGCCGAGUCGGAAAGUCCAUACUUACUCGCAGGAUUUCUCGGAAAGCUCCAUUUGAUCAUCAAGGAUGUGGAUAACACGAUCAACAUUUUGCAAACGGACUCUCUGAAGCAACCAGCCCCUUCAGCUGGCACGACGUGCCAAAACCCAGAUGUCUCCUUGGAGCAGGAAACAGAUAUAUGGAAAGCCAUUGCGUCGAAGAAUUUUGCGGCUGCUGAACUUGUCAGUUGCCAGGUGCUCAGCAUAUGAGUUUGUAAAAUCGUGCUGUUCUGCUUUACUGUGUGGAUCAUUUUAUCCAGUUGUGGAGUAGGUAUGUUUCUACCGCACAUCUGAUGCCAGAUACUUGUUGGGGCUUCAACCUUAAAGAACAGUUGAUCCACAUCGUAAUUUAGGUACACGAUUAGUGAACUCCAGAAAGUAUUUUCUGCCGGCAAUGUACAUAUGUAUGUGCAAUAUGUGUAAUUCAAUUGUGGAAGCGUUUUCUUCGACUCUGUAUAUGUAUAUAAACAUCACAUAAUAUUGGAGAGGGUCUUGUUGCUUU
Messenger RNA from Phragmites australis (common reed), 1913 nucleotides. RefSeq names its product F-box/kelch-repeat protein At1g22040-like. The record is from RefSeq and is a predicted model, not a curated record. The transcript has 2 exons. Bases 203 to 1621 code for a protein of 472 amino acids. Lineage: Eukaryota; Viridiplantae; Streptophyta; Magnoliopsida; Poales; Poaceae. Gene Ontology annotation, molecular function: protein binding.